Messenger RNA from Gadus morhua (Atlantic cod), 1931 nucleotides. RefSeq names its product peptidoglycan recognition protein 2 (gene pglyrp2). The record is from RefSeq and is a predicted model, not a curated record. Gene Ontology annotation, molecular function: zinc ion binding; N-acetylmuramoyl-L-alanine amidase activity. Bases 242 to 1498 code for a protein of 418 amino acids. Gene Ontology annotation, biological process: peptidoglycan catabolic process. NCBI's taxonomy places the organism in Eukaryota, Metazoa, Chordata, Actinopteri, Gadiformes, Gadidae. The transcript has 4 exons.
ACAACUCACCAACUAUUUGUGUGGAGAGUUGAACGUUACAGAAAACACGUCCAGGACGAACUCAAAUCACCGGGGAUGUCUAAUCAUUAAGAGAUUAUUGUAGCUAGGCCUAAGUUUAUUUAAAAAAAAGAUCCCACCAAACUGUAAUGGUGAGUGUUUUUUCGGAACAUCAAUUUUUUUAAACAUCUAUGUUUCGGGAACCUAAGAGAUUCUUGACAGGUACGGGUAAAUCAAGGACAGCAUGGCCUCGUUUGGGACAUUCUGGCUGCUUCUGGCGGUCUCAUUUCAAGGCGCCCAUAGCCUUCCUGCAGCUCCAGUGUCAACUCCCCACCUGCGCAGCAUGGAGAGCUUCAUCAGCGCCGUGGAGCAGGUGGAACAGUCCAACCCCACCCUGACCCCGCUGGCCCUGGUCAGAGCCUUACGGAGGAUCGCAGGCCACGACGACCCGCUCACCGUGCACUACCUCGGUGCCUCCAACCGCCACCCCGUCCUCUCGGCCACCCUGGACCAGGCCAUCCUGAACGCCUCCUCCUUCAGCUUCUUCGACAAGGCCGUGCACCACAUUGUGACGGACCAGGGGGAGGAGCGGGGGGUGGUGCUGGCCCCGGACGGCACCACGGUGGCCCUGGCUCCCCUGCUGCUGGGCAUCGAGGCGGGGCUGAGGGCCCGGGAGGCGGAGGUGGGGGCGGAGACAGAGCAGGAGGGCGGAGCGUCCGGCGUGGCGGCCUUUGGGGUCUUCCCCCUCACCCUGGGAAGGUCUCUGGGCCUGUCCUUCCUCAGCCUGCAGGACUUCUCGGCCGACCUGCGUCUCGGGCCCGGCGGCUGCUGGGACAGCGUGGAGCAGCCCAGGGUGUUCCGGCUGUCCCGGACGCCCACCCUGGCCACCGACGCCCUGAUCAACGGGGGUAUGGACGGGGCCAUCCUGGGCACCGCCCUCGGCAACCUGUCGCGGGCCGCCCCGCCGCCGCCGCCGACCAGGCUCAGCGCCACGCUGAGGGGGUACUACGGCUACGUGCUGAGCGAGGACCGCGGCCUGGAGGAGCUGAGGGGCCAUGCCAGCGCCAAGCGGCGGCAGAGCUCCAGGAGCCUGCUGGAGCCGCUGGACCCCGAGAGGCAGGUGAUGGAGACGCUGGUGAUGGUGUGGAAGCUGGAGAAGACGGAGUGGAUCGCCCUGGACGACGGCGUUGAGGUGUCGGUGAAGGAGGGGCUGAAGGCCUUCACUCACAUGUACUGGGACUGCCCUCCCAUUAUCUCUCGGUGCCAGUGGGGAGCGGAGGUCAUCCGAGGCACUCACUCGCCUCUGUCCCCCCCGCUGCCCUACCUCUACAUCCAUCACACCUACCAGCCCUCGACGCCCUGCCUGUCCUUCCCAGCCUGCUCCAGAGACAUGAGGGCCAUGCAGCGCUUCCAUCAGGACGAGCGGGGCUGGAAAGACAUCGGAUACAGGAGACAUCGCAGCCAAAAAGCCGGAGUAGCUGAAGGUUCGCACCUACAAUAAAGUGGACGAAAAUACCCCGGGAAAAGACUGUUCCAGCGUUGUUGUCCCAAGAGCACAGUGGUGAAACAGUUGACCAGUUGUUAAUAAUUAUAUAUAUAAUAUAUAUUGUAAACUGAAGAAGGUCCUUUUUCACAAAUGUCAGUGGACGGUAUAGCUUUAGUCAUUGUAAGUAGUAUGAGAAUGAUUCUUAAGCGACCUCAAUUUAAUGAACAAAUAUGAAAGAGUCACUUUCUCAAUCAUAUGCAUAUCAAGGCAUCUAUACAUGUCAAAUAUGUAAGCAGUAGUUAGAUAUAAUGGAAAUAAUGUUUUGUUUCCCGCACAUAGACAGAAUAAUGUUUUUCAAUUCUUGUUGGCCUCAAUCGUUUUCAUUUGAUGAAUUCUGGGCUUCAGAACAUGAAUGAAAGGCAUUUCAGCCCCGGAUCAUAAAAAAAAU